AGGGGGCAAUUCCCCUGGUGUCUGUUUAAAGAGCACUGUGUGGUGUGUGUUUAGGGCCGUUUGGAGAUAACCUGCUGCUCUGGGAGAAGCUGUGAAAUACUCUCAGGCAAGAGCAACUUUCUGAGCUGGGGUUUCACUCUUGCCUUCUAGGCUCACAUGCCUCCCCAAAAGCUGGCUCAGCAGAGACUUUUGAUCAAGGGGGGAAAAGUCGUGAACGAUGAUUGUUCUGUGGUGGCUGAUGUGUACGUGGAAGAUGGAGUGGUGCAGCAAGUGGGACCGAACCUAAACCCUGAGCCAUCAACUGGACUCGUUGUGCUGGAUGCGACCAACAAGCUGGUGAUCCCUGGGGGCAUCGAUACUCAUACACACAUGCAGUUCCCUUUUAUGGGUAGCAGAUCAAAAGAUGACUUCUAUACUGGAACAAAGGCUGCUAUAGCAGGAGGAACUACUAUGAUCAUCGACUUUGCCAUCCCUCAGAAAGGCUGUUCUCUUAUUGAAGCCUUUGAUACAUGGAAAAGCUGGGCAGACCCUAAAGUGUGCUGUGAUUAUUCACUACAUGUGGCAGUUACAUGGUGGAGCAACAAGGUGAAGGAAGAAAUGAAAACUCUUGUUCAAAACAAAGGCGUCAACUCCUUCAAGAUGUUUAUGGCUUAUAAAGAUGUAUACAUGGUCAAUGAUGAGGAGUUAUAUGCAGCCUUUUCCUGCUGUAAGGAACUUGGAGCAGUUGCUCAAGUCCAUGCAGAGAAUGGGGAGCUAAUUGCACAGGGUGCAAAGAAGAUGUUGGCAAUGGGAAUAACUGGCCCCGAGGGGCAUGAGUUGUGUCGUCCUGAAGAAGUGGAAGCUGAAGCUACGCAAAGAGCAAUUACCAUAGCAAAUGCUGUAAACUGCCCCCUUUUUGUAGUCCAUGUAAUGAGUAAAUCUGCAGCAAAGGUGAUAAGUAAUGCACGAAGAGAAGGUAAAGUGGUUUAUGGGGAGCCUAUUGCUGCUAGUCUUGGCACCGAUGGCACCAACUACUGGAAUAAAGACUGGGCUCAUGCUGCAGCAUAUGUCAUGGGACCUCCACUGAGACCAGAUCCAUCUACUCCAGGUUUCCUCAUGAGUUUACUGGCCAAUGAUGACCUAUCUGUGACAGGGACUGACAAUUGCACCUUUGAUAUAUGCCAGAAAGCUCUGGGGAAGGAUGACUUCACAAAAAUCCCUAAUGGAGUGAAUGGUGUUGAAGACAGGAUGUCAGUCAUAUGGGAAAAAGGCGUUUACAGUGGAAAAAUGGAUGAAAACAGAUUUGUAGCUGUUACCAGCACAAAUGCAGCAAAAAUCUUUAACCUUUACCCAAAGAAGGGGAGAAUUGCUGUGGGGUCUGAUGCUGACAUCGUAAUUUGGGAUCCCAACGCUACAAGGACAAUAUCUGCAAAGACACAUCACCAGGCCAACAACUUCAAUAUAUUUGAAGGAAUGGUCUGCCAUGGAGUCCCAGUUGCGACAGUUUCAAGAGGCAAAGUGGUUUAUGAAGGUGGAGCUUUCAAUGUCAUAGCAGGAGAAGGCAAAUAUGUCUCCCGUCCACCAUUCCCUCCAUAUGUCUACAAACGAGUCAGGCAGCGGGAGCAGGUCUGUCAGCCUGUUCCUGUUAAGAGAGCACCAUAUACAGGCGUGGCCUCAGCAAUACCCAUCGAACGAAAAUAACAGGCCCACUCCCCAGCUUUGGCUCUUGCAGAUAAAAAGCAAAUGAAAAUGACUCUGCUGUCCCCACCAAAGCAGUGCAUUCUGGGUCCAACAACCAAUCCACAAUCAACUUCACAAGAGCCAACAUGAAUCGACAAUAACCAAUAAACAUUAUGCUGUGCUUCUGGAUGAAAGUUGUCAUUGCCGUUUCUUUUUAAAAGGAAUUUUGUUAUUAGAACUGGAAAAUUCUUUUUAGAAAAUGGAAUAAUAAUAAAAU
Molecule: messenger RNA, 1936 nt
Organism: Chroicocephalus ridibundus (black-headed gull)
Lineage: Eukaryota; Metazoa; Chordata; Aves; Charadriiformes; Laridae
Gene: DPYS
Product: dihydropyrimidinase
Exons: 10
Coding region: 157-1680 (507 amino acids)
Biological process (GO): pyrimidine nucleobase catabolic process
Cellular component (GO): cytoplasm
Molecular function (GO): dihydropyrimidinase activity
Source: RefSeq, a predicted model, not a curated record